This is a messenger RNA of Cadophora gregata, 576 nucleotides long. RefSeq names its product phospholipase C type enzyme. The record is from RefSeq and is a predicted model, not a curated record. The transcript has 2 exons. Bases 1 to 576 code for a protein of 191 amino acids. Lineage: Eukaryota; Fungi; Ascomycota; Leotiomycetes; Helotiales; Ploettnerulaceae.
AUGGCAAAGGCUUUUAGAGAAUUGAUUGGUGUUGGCCCGUCUACGGCUUCCACGAAGGAUAGUGUGCUCGUCAUUAUCGACGCGCAGAAUGAAUACGAAACCGGCCACCUCAAAACCGAAAACGUCGCCUCAACACGCAAAGCCAUCUCCGCACUCCUCGAUAAGUACCGUGCCGCCAACGCACCCCUCGUACACAUCGUCCACCACACCCCCGCCGGCGCCCCAGUCUUCACACCCGACACGGAUCUCGCCCAAGAAUUCGCUGAGCUUGAGCCCAAGGGCGGCGAGAAGGUUAUCAGCAAGCAGCAGCCUGGGUCAUUCACUGGCACGGAUCUUGAGGAGUACUUAAAGAGUACCGGGAAGAACAAGUUGGUGUUGACGGGGUAUAUGGCGCAUGUUUGUGUGAGUACUACGGCGAGACAGGCUGCUGAGAGGGGGUAUGAUGUUCUUGUUGCGGAGGAUGCGGUGGGGGAUAGGAAUAUCCCUGGGGUGCAGGCGGAGGAGCUGGUGAGGGUUGCGUUGGCAGAGUUGGCGGAUGCUUUUGGGACUGUGGUGAAGUCUUCUAGCAUCAACUAG